GGCAGUGUGACUACGGUAGGAGUAGGCACUACUAGGCAGAUUGCCAGUAGUACGCAGCGUGGCUGUUUCUGUCAGAUUUUGCCAUCAAGAGAGAGCACGUUCCAGAGAACGUGUUUGCUUUCUCCUGUAAACUAGCCAUACUAAGGAUAUUUCAUAUCCAAUAUCGUAUCCUGAUAAUUAUUAUAAUAUCCAUAUCCCAACCCUUCGAUCUAAUAUUUGCGGAUAUAUAGUUGUAUGGACAAUUGGACAUUGAUAUUGGAUAAUUAUAUUCAUGGAUAUAUUCCAUUAUAUCCAUAUCCAGCAAUCAAUGCCAUAGUGCUGAAUAUCCACAACCUUACGCUAAAGCAUAGUACGAGUAUAAUUACAGUAUAUCAUUUAGCGCAACAGGCUGCUUUCCGGAGGCGUCCUGCAAGGUGGUCUCGUUCCCGAGUCUCCGAGUCCGAGUAGCAGACGUUUGUUCUCUACGGAAUUACUUCCUAUAAAUUACCCGCAAGACCGCUGCAGAAAGUCCUGAUGUGAAAUACGACGUAGUCGUAUGAAAUCCGAAUAGGGAUGGUACAAACAACAGUGCUAGAGAAUCUGGCGUCUGUGAGCAGCAACUUUCUACCCAGAAAUAGAACGCUUGGCAAAACUUUUCGAUGCAGUAAACCUGAAUCUGGGUCUGUGAUGCGACGAUGUGCAACAACGUUAUCCGAUCGUUUGAUUGCUCAGAUUCUUCGUUUCCCUGUGAGAUUUUUCCCGGCACCGACAUCUACCAAUGGAACGCGGUGGAUGUGAAGAACUCCGAUGGACUCCUCGAGCGCGGUGUGGUCAUCAAUACCCUCCGCCGCGGUCUCCUCGUGGAUUUCGGCGUUCCCGGCCGUCGCGCCCAGGUCGUCGAUCUGAAGAGAGCGCAGCACUGUCUGAGUUCCCGACAGCAGCGUUCCGCACCCUUCAGCGACUGGGACGAAGAGUUUAAAAAUUGGCAAAACACUCCUUCGUCUCCGGCUAACUUUCAGGUACUUGCGCGGACCGCCGCCGACCGCCCGUGGACGUGGUAUCGUGCCGUGUUUCUGGUGCGGCGCGUCCUAUGGAGUAAAUAUGCUUACAUCCGAGUCCAGUUCGGUCAGAGUUUCGUGAAUAUGUACGCCAGCGCCCUGAUGGUGCGACGGAUGCCCCGCGACUGGGGCGCGACACACAGAGUCCGGGUGGAGGACUACGUCGUACGAGUGUGUACCCUCCCGCCAGAAUAUACAGCAAGACUGCCGGUGGACCCGGCGCUGUGGAAUCUGUGGAUGGAAAUGCUGAUAUCGCUGCCUGGCUGCGCAGCGUAUCCGACGUGUGUACAAAAUGGCAGCCUACUGUAUCUGCAGAACAGCGGUGGGCCCGCGAAACCGACGCCAUUAUCAGAAGGCGAUCUAAAUCGGGUAUGUGAACUGGCCAAAGCGGAGAAGAUGCGGCGGCUACAGGCUGGCUGGACCUUCAACGACGAUCAGUGGAUACCUCCCGAAAACCAGCUCGGAAUUAGUAGUGAACCUCCAAUUCUGACCGCCGCAUUCCCACCGGAACUCAUGCGAGAGAUUCUUUCCUGUUUCGGCAUGAACGAGCGACCGUUCUACCGCCGCGUCAGCCCGCUCUGGGACGCGAUCAUGAAGCAGGAUGAUGACCGCCAGCGCCUGACACUGACCUUUGAUGACGCCGGCACAGCAGGCUGCUCCGGAGCCAUGGGCAUUAUCAAGUAUUUAACCGCCGCCACGGAGGUGGUCGUCAUUACCAACGCCAGGCAAAGCAUGAUGCUACAGGAACUCGGCGACUGCUUGCGCUUGAUCAGCGCUGUGGUCCAGCAACACGGUAACCGCCAGAGAAAGUUGCAGGUGGUGUUCCACCGCUGCCGCUGGGAACUAGGUGAUGACCGCCUCCCGGCGGAAGUAAGGCUUUUGGCGAAAACGUGGGCGGAAGCUGAGGCCGCCGUCGAGCGCAUCGUCUGGCGCAACUGCCGCUUGUGUGGUAUUGGCGAUGAACAGAACGAGUGUGUUGUGGUCAGUGACGUCACCACCUACCCUGAUAUGGGGUGGAAUCUGCGGACGGAUUUGUAUGCGUUGCUGGAGCGCCAUUUGUUGUGGCCGGAACAUCGGAUUCCGCUGAAUAUCGACGGUUUGGGACGGUGGAUUGCGAAGGAAGCGCGGCUGAAUGUAGCGUCGGACAACUGUGCCACCAUUAAACGGAUACUAGAGACCUAUCAGAGCAAUGAUCCCCGUCCGACAAACCGCUACCGUGGGAAGCCUGGCUGGAGCGGGCAAGAUCUGCGUCAGUUAGAUAUAAAAACGUUGUCAACGCUGACGCUGUGGGUACUGCACUUAACCAUGCUGUCGCAAGCGCAGUUUAAUCUGCGACCGUUUCAUCGGCGACCUAUCGUUAGGUCGACCGAACGACUGCCAACUACUAGAUAAUGCUUGUCCAAAGAGUUCUUGUUAAUAGCGUAUUAUUUAAAUUAACUUAAAUUUUGGCUAAACGGUUUAAUUGCUUAAACUGCAUCGGUUGAAGCUAUGAGUCUGCUGAAAUUUUACGACAAAAUUUCUGGCGGUUAACCAGAAGUACAGUAGUUGAAAGUUGCAAUCGGUUAGCCACAGUUAACCAAGACUGAACAUUUUUUCCAGCAUUGAAAAUGGGUUAGUUACUGUGUCCAAACUGUUAUCAUCGGCAGACGUAAAAUGCAGUACGCUAUAUAGCGGCAUCCCAAUUACUUCAACUCAAGGGACGACCAAACCCAGCUUUACGGGUUUAUUCAUACAUUAUGGAAUAGUGAUUGUCUGCGGGUUGGGCACGCUAUCAAUCGAACUGAAAACAAAACGCAGAUAAUUAGUGUCAAAAGCCUUUAAGCCAUGUACGCUGCCGUUUAUCUGUACGCGCAGUGCGCGGACAGAUAAACGGCAGCAAGUAAGUACUGCAAAACUACCAUACAUUACAACUCGUAGUAUGGAAAGCGUAGUUUGCGUACAAUGCGGGUUGGUUCUCCGAGUUUUUGCCCAUUUCACGCCGUAAGCCGAUGAGUUGUUCGGUUUCUUCAAUUAGUUUAACCGCCUUAAGUAAUCUGUCGUCGGGUGCGGUCAAGCCUUCUUUGGGCAUUGUAAUAUCGGCAUAAUCACUACUGCAGCAAACAACGAGCAAUAGAAUUUUGGUUAAUCGAGAAAUUUUAUUAGCUAACAAACACAAUUUUUCGAACAUUAUAUUCCUAAAGUACUGAUUUUAUG
Paramacrobiotus metropolitanus is the source of this 3230-nucleotide messenger RNA. RefSeq lists its product as uncharacterized. The coding region runs from base 675 to 2429 and encodes 584 amino acids. The transcript has 7 exons. Lineage: Eukaryota; Metazoa; Tardigrada; Eutardigrada; Parachela; Macrobiotidae. The record is from RefSeq and is a predicted model, not a curated record.